Magallana angulata is the source of this 2483-nucleotide messenger RNA. RefSeq names its product complement C1q-like protein 3. The record is from RefSeq and is a predicted model, not a curated record. Gene Ontology annotation, molecular function: protein binding. The transcript is spliced from 2 exons. The coding region runs from base 996 to 2141 and encodes 381 amino acids. Lineage: Eukaryota; Metazoa; Mollusca; Bivalvia; Ostreida; Ostreidae.
UAGAGCCAUUGCAUGUUUUGGAGGAAGCGAUUCGUGUAUUAGAAGGGGUGGAAUUCAAACGUCAACGGGUACACGUACGUGUGCUUGGGGAAUCACCUAAAUUUUUCGCAUAUUAUGUCAUCAGUUUUAUUAUGAUGAUAUCUCAAAAUUUCAUGCUAAUACUUCAACAUUACAUACUGAUACUUAUUUAAUCAACAGAUGUGAAAGCAAUUAAUAAAGAGAUGAUAUACGUGCACUAAAUACUUUUUGAACUAAUAUGUAAAAAAUAUAACGAGCUUUGCCAACCAAGUAGAAGAGAACGCGCAGAAACUAAACAUCCUAGACCUUAUUCAUACAGCGUCGAACACAAGAUUAUAAUACUACGAUAUUGCGAUGAAUAAGAACGGUCUCUCUAAAAAGGUAAAUUAAAAAUGUCAUUGCCAUUGAUUUUGGGAUAGGGCAGGGUUUAAUAUAUUGAUCAUUUAUUCAACAUAUUCUAGAUGAAUGAUAACUUAAAUGAAUAUAAAUGAAUAUAAACAAGCAUAUAACAAAAACUAGAAAUGUUGAUGUUUACUUUCUUCCUAUGCAUACAAAAUAUUUUACAUGAAAGUUCUUCUUUAGCAUUCAAUUGUUUCAAAUUACCUAAUUUUUUGCUGCUUUACGAAAUUAAGUUAGAAAUUCUUUUGGGUUCUCAAAUGUGGCUUCAGAUGUUCGAUAAACCCUUGUAAAAUCUAUUUUCAAUUUAUUGUUGCUUUCAAGUCUUCAUUUUUAAAAUGCCAGGAUAAUUUGAUAUGGUUUUUUUUCACUCGUUAUUGAUAGUGGGAGAAGCAUUGGAAUUUAUUCAAAGAUUAUGAGGAAAAGGUUUUUCUAUAUGUGCGCGAUUUUAGACGAUACCGCAUACCUUUCCCUUUUAGGGCAACUGUUUCUAAAUGAACUUUAACCUUCUUAAUAAGAUAUAUAAAUAAGCUCUUCACAUAAUUUCAAACAUUACAACCGUUCUAUAUCCUUUCCCUAACAUGCCACUGUACAUCAUCAUCUGGUGUCUUUGUGUAAUUCCAACGAGUGGAUUCUCUCGUCUUACUGACACUAAAACUCAGAAUGUCACCUUACGGGAUGAAGCAGUAGCAACAAAGACCGACGUUUUCAAAAUUUUGUUGAACCAGGAGACUCUGAUAAGAGUGUCUCUGGUAAAGGACGUCCAAAUUCUCAUGAAGGAAAUGAUAGAAAUAAAAGAAAAGAUGACAACCAGCGAUAAACGACUCCAUGAUGCAGAGAAAGAAAUUUCAAGCCUGAAAAUUGAUAUACAUUCAUUGAAAACUGAGAACCAGAGGUUAAAAGAACAAGCCGUGAAAUAUCAAGAAAAUUUCAAGUUUAUCGGUCAAAAUUUCAGUGAAAUUAAGCAGAACUUUACAAGUACUUCAUUUCGCCGUGUACAGUACGAGACGACCGUGAAUAAAAAAAUUGAAGAAUUUGAGAAAAAUACACCUAUGGUUCUAUAUUCAAUUAAAACAGAGGUUGGCAACCUCUCUGUGAAGUUACUAGAUUUGAAUAAACAUACCACGGAACUAAACAUGUCUGUUUCAAAAAUGAUAGAGAGCAAACUAACAGAGUAUUCUGUCAGCGUAAAUAAAUCUGUCAGUGAAAUAAACCACAAGCUGCUCUCUUCAAAGGACUUUCAUACACAAAUGGUAUACAACUUGUCUGCUGUGGAAAAUGACCUAACAAACAUCAGAAAAAUGAUAUCAGCUUCAAAGACAAGUGUGGGCUUCACAGUCGGGGUGACUAGACGGUCUACCACCUGGGCAGGAGACAUCUUGGUGUUCCCUCACAUUGUCACCAAUAAUGGAAACGGAUACAAUCCCAGCACGGGGAAAUUCACCGCCCCCACGGACGGGACUUACGUCUUCUUUGUUACUGUUAAUACGAACGGCAGUAAUUAUAUAUAUCUAGAUAUUGUUCUGAAUGGUUCAAAGAAAGUCAGAACAAUGUCUUUCGAUUCUGCUGCCUACUCCACGGGAACAAACAUGGCGGUACUUCAGUUGGUCAAAGGGGACUCUGUUUGGGUCAGGCGGAACGGAGGAAGGAGUUAUUACACAGAAAGCGUGCCCAUAACGACCUUCUCUGGUUUUCAUCUUAGUAAUAACUGGCUUUUGCAAACCUGAAAAAAAGAGUAUCUACAUGUAUAUAAUUAUGUACAACUAAUCUUCUUUAUGACUGCAAACACUUGCUCUGUUGAUUGUACGAUUUGUACAUCGGUUAUACUUUGUACGAAUGUAAUUUAUUUCUAAUACUUGCCUUAAAAUUAUCUUUGUUAUUGUAACCGUGUACAGCAUUUUGUAUAUAUACUAGUAGAAAGGCACUGUACCUGACGAAACCGAGUCUAACUAUUAUGAGUUUUAUUUAAUAAAACUAUCACAAAAGGAUAUACAAGUAAUAUAAACAUCUUGAUUAUUUAACAAAUCUGUAUACAUGUAGUUCAAUUUUUUGGUAUAUUAAAUAAACAC